This is a messenger RNA of Astrephomene gubernaculifera, 2290 nucleotides long. Lineage: Eukaryota; Viridiplantae; Chlorophyta; Chlorophyceae; Chlamydomonadales; Astrephomenaceae. The record is from the annotation of a GenBank genome assembly.
AGCCUUUAUGCAAUGCCACUGAAAACCUACCUUCCUUGCUAAAUUAAAGCUGUAUUCCUUUAGACACAUUGUUUCCCAUAUCGGUGGUACCUUUAAUUGGUUGAUUCUUGCUUCUGAACCCCGCCUCGGCAAUGACAGAGUCGGAUGAGGAGCUCAGCCCUCUUAGUAGCGAAGGUGACCUGUUGUCAUGGUCAUCUGACGACGAGGAUAUAGAUAAAGCCAAUGGGCUGGAUGGCGUUGAUGAAGAAGCGGACCAGACCGAAGGCGAUGACGCGGACGGAGAAGGCAACACUGGCGCCGGGUUACCAAUUGGCAGUGGCGCAGCGCUUGGUCUCCUUAACAUGCAGCCACCUGGAGCGUACCUAGAGGACGUGUCACCGAAGCAGCGUCAUCAGCUAUGGGCUCCGCAAGACGUCGGCCGUUGCGCGGAAGCCAACAGAAGGCUGUCGUCACGGCUGAUGACGGCGUGUCAUGCUCUUGCCCGUUGUUCUCGGCCAACGGCAUGUGCUGCCAUGCAGCGUUGGCCUCGAUAGCACGGUCGCAGGACGAGGAGCAGGAGGUUGAUGAGGAGAUCGUACGAGAGGCGGUACUAGCCGGGAGCGUAAGCACCUUUGACUCACCUCUCGAGCGCCCUAGCACAUGCAGUGACCCACCGCCCGAGCUGGAACGUGUGAUUGCUAUUGGGAGGCAGGAGGCAGCUGGUCUGCGGUCAUUGUGGAGUGCUCCAAACCGCUAUCGUGGGAGGACGCUUAUGCGGACUGGUGGUGCUGUUCUGGGAAAGCCGCCGUACCUUCGCCUGCUCAACACGUGCAAUGAGCUCGGCGAAAAGAAGGGGGCCGCACUCCCUCUUGCGACACAGCGGCUAAUUGAGCAGCAGCUAAGGGGCAUUAGGGACCUGUUGCAGCAAGGGGAGCCCGCUGCGGACGCUGUGGAGGAGGAGGACGGUUGCUCUAGCGACGUAUCAGUGGACAAGCGUUCCAGGCGGGUCCUUGUUACCCCCGAGCCACGCUCGAUUGGAAGUGCUUACCGGCGCACCCCUACAGACCGCACUACAAAGCAGCUGUACGACCCCAACCGUCGGCGAUCCAAGCGACGCAGUGACAGCGAGGGCCAUCUUCCUCCAUUUGAUGUGUUCUCUUCCUGACCCUCCCAAUUCCCUUCCUUCCGUUCUGUACCUCCCUAUCUUGUCCCCCUUACAGUGCCCAAACCCCGAGUGCGCCAACGCGCACCCCGGCCCUGGUGGGCUUAUCAUCCAAGAGAAGGAUUGGACACUCGAGAGGGGGAAUGUCAAGGGGCACUACGUCACCUGCAAGCACUGCGAGGACCGCCCCAUCCCGGACGUCACCGGACAGGACAGGAGGAGCUGCUUCUUCCGCACUACGACUGGGACCUUUGCCACCACCGUGCACGAUGCGGCGGAGCACUUCGCGAGCUGUGUCGACCCGCAGGACCCCGCCCUGGCGUGGAUCCGUGGGGCUGCCCCUCCCAGCCGCCCGAGCAGCCGCGGUCGCUCAGCCAGUAGGGACCGCUCAACCAGCCGCGGCCGUGCGACCAGUCGUGCACGGGGCACCAGCGCCGGUGGCUCAUCGCGCUCUGGAAGCGCCAAGCGCCAGCGGGAGGGGGAGCCGUCCGAGGAGGAGUCGCUAAUUCGCCUCCAGGAGGCACAGCAGAAGUUCCGCGACAUGGAGCUACAGGUCAAGACGGCGUCAGAGGAGGAGGCUACCAAGCGCGUGGCGAAGACCAAGGCCACCCUGGACCUCAAGGCGGCCACUCAGAAGACGGCCGCCCUCACGCGACAGGCGAGCAAGGCGGAGAAGGAGCUGGAGGCGGCCAAGAAGGCGCGUGAGAAGUACGACAAGAUUGAGAGCAUCGACAUGACUGCAGCGAGUGAGGGGGAGGGCGAGGGAGAGGACGAGGGCGAGGGUGUGGGCGAGGGGGAGUGCGAGGAGGGAGAGGGACGCUUGGAGCUGUGAGCGAAUAUUCGGGGGUGUGGGAGAUGCGUGGAUAUGCAAUGUGUGGUUAAAUGUGUGGAUACGCAAUCGUGGUGUGUCAAUGUCGUAUAGUGGACCAGUUUAACAGUUCAAGGUGUUUGUUUCGUCUUCGUCUUGUUGUGUUGUGCUAUGGUUGAAACCUGUGGCAUGUGAAGCGAGCGCGCGCUUGGAUGGACAAGACAACGGUGACAGGAUGUAAGGUUCAUGGGUUUGCUGUGUCGGCUGGCUCCGGCAUUUGCUGUUGCUAUUCCGUGUGCUCGCAUAUGCCGAACGCAGCUCGUUCGCUCCUACGAUACUCG